CCCCCCUCACCCAACAACUAUUCUCCCCUUUAAUUUCGUUGCUUAUAAUUCUCAACCAUGAGGCCUUUUUUAACCCUUCUUGCUCUUUUCUUCGCCACAGUUGCUGCAGAUUCUGAUUUGCUUCAAGACCUCUGCGUUGCUGAUUUGUCUGCAGGAGUUAAAGUAAAUGGAUACGCUUGCAAGAAUGCUGCAACUGUAACAUCAGAUGAUUUCUACUUCGCUGCCCUUGCCAACCCAUACCCUGUCAACAACACUCUGGGCGUUGCAGUCACUCCAGGCAAUGUUGAAAAAGUACCGGGUUUCAACACCCUGGGUGUUUCCGUUUCACGGGUUGACUACGCCCCUGGUGGUGUCAACCCUCCUCAUUCACAUCCACGUGCUUCUGAGGUGAUCUUUGUUCUGGAAGGCGAGCUGGAGGUUGGAUUCAUAACCACAACAAAUGCGUUGAUGACAAAACAUAUCAAGAAGGGUGAGGUAUUUGUGUUUCCAAAAGGCUUGCUACAUUACCAGAAGAACAUUGGGAAGGUAGAUGCAGCAGUUAUUGCUGCCUUUAACAGCCAGCUACCUGGGACGCAGUCUGUUGCUGCCUCAUUGUUUUCAGCUACACCAGCAGUGCCUGAGGAUGUGUUGACCAAGGCAUUUCACAUUGCUACCCCAGAAGUUGAGAAGAUCAAGUCAAGGUUUGCUCGCAAAUAGAUGUUCUUAAUGCCAUUGCUGUAAUAGUCGGUGGGUACUUGUAGUCAUUUCAUUAAUUCUGGAUAAAAUACUCCAACACAACAUUUUACAUUGGAAGAUCAUUAUCAAGCACAAGUCACGUACAAUAUGCAGAUGCCGAUCCUAAUAAAAACACAUUUAUUAA
Rubroshorea leprosula is the source of this 859-nucleotide messenger RNA. Lineage: Eukaryota; Viridiplantae; Streptophyta; Magnoliopsida; Malvales; Dipterocarpaceae. The record is from the annotation of a GenBank genome assembly.